Messenger RNA from Peromyscus eremicus (cactus mouse), 3049 nucleotides. It is a transcript of the gene Atp6v0a4, whose product is annotated as ATPase H+ transporting V0 subunit a4. The record is from RefSeq and is a predicted model, not a curated record. Gene Ontology annotation, cellular component: plasma membrane; vacuolar proton-transporting V-type ATPase, V0 domain; vacuolar proton-transporting V-type ATPase complex. Gene Ontology annotation, molecular function: proton-transporting ATPase activity, rotational mechanism; ATPase binding. The transcript is spliced from 21 exons. Bases 183 to 2681 code for a protein of 832 amino acids. Gene Ontology annotation, biological process: vacuolar acidification; proton transmembrane transport. NCBI's taxonomy places the organism in Eukaryota, Metazoa, Chordata, Mammalia, Rodentia, Cricetidae.
UGCGGAGGGGGAGAGGCUAGGCAGCCUCCCUGCCACCGGGGCCACUUGAAAGCUACAACUGACUGAGGCUGCUGCUGCUGCCACCUCAGCUGCCGCUGGGCACUGCCUGCCCCCCAGGAAUUGGGCAGUGGGUCCCCACUCAGAACCAGCUCCAAGGAAACUCAGACUAAGCCUGGGCCAACAUGGCAUCUGUGUUUCGAAGCGAGGAGAUGCGUUUAUCCCAAGUGUUUCUCCAGGUGGAGGCUGCAUAUUGCUGUGUAGCUGAACUGGGAGAGCUUGGCUUGGUUCAGUUCAAAGAUCUAAAUGCAAACGUGAACAGCUUCCAGAGGAAGUUUGUGAAUGAAGUCCGAAGGUGUGAGUCCCUGGAGCGCAUCCUCCGUUUUCUGGAAGAUGAGAUGCAAAACGAGAUUCUAAUCCAGAUGCCUGAGAAGGAGCCAGAAACUCCUCUUCCCCGAGAAAUGAUCACCCUGGAGAGUACUCUAGAGAAAUUGGAAGGAGAGCUACAGGAAGCCAACCAGAACCAGCAGGCUUUGAAGAAGAGCUUUUUGGAACUGACAGAACUCAAAUACCUCCUAAAGAAAACCCAGGACUUUUUUGAGACAGAAACCAACUUAGCUGAUGAUUUCUUUGUUGAAGACACUUCAGGCCUCUUGGAGUUAAGAGCCAUACCUGCGUUCAUGACCGGGAAGUUGGGGUUCACGGCUGGCGUGAUACACAGGGAGAGGAUGGCUUCCUUUGAGAGGCUUCUGUGGAGAGUUUGCCGGGGAAACGUGUACUUGAAGUUCAGCGAGAUGGACACACUUCUGGAGGAUCCCGUGACGAAAGAAGAAAUUAAAAAGAAUAUAUUCAUCAUAUUUUAUCAAGGAGAACAGCUCAGGCUGAAAAUCAAGAAGAUCUGUGACGGGUUCCGCGCCACCAUCUACCCCUGCCCGGAGCCUGCAGCCGAGCGCAGAGAGAUGCUGGCCAGUGUCAAUGUGAGGCUGGAAGACUUGAUCACUGUCAUCACCCAAACAGACUCUCACCGACAGCGCCUGCUGCAGGAAGCAGCCACCAACUGGCACUCCUGGGUCAUCAAGGUGCAGAAGAUGAAGGCCGUCUACCACGUCCUGAACAUGUGCAACAUCGACGUCACCCAGCAGUGCAUCAUCGCCGAGAUCUGGUUCCCAGUAGCAGACACCAGGCACAUCAAGAGGGCCCUGGAGCAGGGCAUGGAACUCAGUGGCUCUUCCAUGGUCCCCAUCAUGACAGAAGUGGAGACUAAAACAGACCCUCCCACCUUCAACAGGACCAAUAAGUUUACAGCUGGCUUCCAGAACAUUGUCGAUGCGUAUGGUGUAGGCAGCUACAGAGAGGUCAACCCAGCUCCCUACACGAUCGUCACCUUCCCCUUCCUGUUCGCCGUGAUGUUUGGAGACUGCGGACACGGGAUGGUGAUGCUGAUGGCGGCCCUGUGGAUGGUCCUAAACGAGAGGCGCCUGCUGGCCCAGAAGAGCACCAACGAGAUCUGGAACACCUUCUUCAAUGGGCGUUACCUGAUCCUGCUCAUGGGCGUAUUCUCCAUCUACACUGGCUUGAUCUACAAUGACUGCUUCUCCAAAUCUUUUAACAUCUUUGGAUCCUCUUGGAGCGUCCAGCCUAUGUUCAGAAACGGCACAUGGAAUGCUCACGUCAUGGAAAAGAGUCAGUAUUUGCAGCUGGACCCGGCCGUCCCAGGAGUGUAUUCUGGAAAUCCCUACCCAUUUGGGAUUGAUCCGAUUUGGAACCUGGCUUCAAACAAACUCACAUUUUUAAACUCCUAUAAGAUGAAGAUGUCAGUCAUCCUGGGAAUCAUUCAGAUGACUUUUGGUGUUAUUCUCAGCCUCUUCAAUCACAUUUACUUCAGAAGGACCCUCAACAUCAUUCUGCAGUUCAUCCCCGAGAUGAUUUUUAUGCUGAGCCUCUUUGGAUACCUGGUUUUCAUGAUCAUUUUCAAGUGGUGCCGGUAUGAUGCCCACACAUCCCAGAAGGCUCCCAGCAUCCUCAUCCACUUCAUCAGCAUGUUUUUGUUUGACUACGAUGAUUCCAAUGCACCCCUGUACAGCCAUCAGCAAGAAGUCCAAACUUUCUUUGUCAUUAUAGCGUUGGUCUCUGUGCCGUGGAUGCUUCUGAUUAAGCCAUUUAUUCUCAGAGCCCAACACCAGAAAUCUCAGCUGCAGUCUUUCACGAUCCACGAGGACGACAUUGAAGGUGGGCACUCGAGCACCUCUGCUCAGAAGAAGACCACGGGUGCCCACGGGACUAAGGACGGCCACGAGGAGGAGUUCAACUUUGGAGACAUCUUUGUCCACCAGGCCAUCCAUACCAUUGAGUACUGCCUAGGCUGUAUCUCCAACACAGCCUCGUACCUUCGGCUCUGGGCCCUCAGCUUGGCUCAUGCGGAGCUGUCCGAGGUGCUCUGGACCAUGGUGAUGAACAUCGGCCUCCGCCUCCGCGGCUGGGGAGGGCUCAUUGGGGUCUUCAUCAUUUUUGCCGUCUUCGCCGUCCUAACGGUUGCCAUCCUCCUCAUCAUGGAGGGGCUCUCGGCCUUUCUGCAUGCCCUCCGGCUGCAUUGGGUGGAGUUCCAGAACAAGUUUUAUGAGGGGGCUGGCUCCAAGUUCUCCCCAUUCUCCUUCAAACACGUCCUGGAAGGGGCCGAGGAGUAGGCUGGUGCCAGCUGAAGGAGUUCACUCUUGUCUCUGAUGUCCGCCCAGGCCAGGUGUCCCACAAGCAGCCCUGUUGGCUACCUGAAGUGUGUGAAGCUGUGUGAGGCAUGGGAUUCGGCAGGAUUUAACCAUGUAACUGAGGGGCUGCUUUUUGUUUGGACUUCGUGUGCAGUCAAAUGCUCAAAUACCAAAUAACUGGGAAACGGGGGAGGGGGCACUAGACUACUAUCUUGUAAUAGUUUAUUUUUGUUUUACUGUCUAUCAUCUGUUUUGAGACAAGGUCUCACGAGCUCUGUCCUGGAAAUAGCUAUGUAGCCAAGGAUGGCUUUGAACUCCGGCUCCUCCUGCCUCCACUUUGUUGAGACGAC